AUGGUGCUGACUUGGAGAUUGCUCAAAAAUCGAUUACCAACUUGCGACAACUUGAAGAGAAGAAUGGUGUUGACAGAUGAAGGUGAAUGUGGCUGCAAUGGAUGCUUGCAACAACUUGAGACUGCUCACCAUGCAUUUCUUCAGUGUCCAAAGACAACUAAAGUGUGGGAUGGCAUCUUGGAGUGGCUGGGGAUUAAUUUUGUUCCUCCUCAAGGGGUUGCUGAUCACUUUGCUCAAUUCUCACAUCUUUGUGUUAACAAACGCUCAGAAAACUUCCUCAUGGCAUUAUGGAGCUGCACCUGCUGGUUGAUCUGGAAAUGGCGUAAUGAAAGCCGGUGGGAAGGCAAGACUUGGGAGAUUCCGAAAGCGAUCAUGGAAAUAAAGGCAAGGAUGUGGAGCUGGAACAAAAUCUUUAAAAUUAUUGAGGUUGAUGUGAGCUUGGCUUGUUGGAUGAACUGUAAGCUUUCUUGUUGGCUGUUGUAA
Messenger RNA from Salvia miltiorrhiza (redroot sage), 483 nucleotides. RefSeq lists its product as uncharacterized. Bases 1 to 483 code for a protein of 160 amino acids. The record is from RefSeq and is a predicted model, not a curated record. The transcript has a single exon. Lineage: Eukaryota; Viridiplantae; Streptophyta; Magnoliopsida; Lamiales; Lamiaceae.